This is a messenger RNA of Lepus europaeus (European hare), 2004 nucleotides long. RefSeq names its product sorting nexin 17 (gene SNX17). Gene Ontology annotation, biological process: signal transduction; intracellular protein transport. Gene Ontology annotation, molecular function: phosphatidylinositol binding. Gene Ontology annotation, cellular component: early endosome. The coding region runs from base 208 to 1620 and encodes 470 amino acids. The transcript has 15 exons. The record is from RefSeq and is a predicted model, not a curated record. NCBI's taxonomy places the organism in Eukaryota, Metazoa, Chordata, Mammalia, Lagomorpha, Leporidae.
CCUCCUCCUGCCCUGUGGACUACAGUUCCCGGCAUGCCAGGGGCGCGGCUCCCAUAGAGCCGACGUCCAACCGCCUUCCCACCUCCGGUCUCAAGCGCCCAAAAUGGCGAGUGAGGCGGCGGGGACGCGCUGAGUGGCGGAGGCGAGCGUGCAGAGCCGCUGCGGGCCUCACAGUCUGGAGCCCAGCCGGGCCCUGCCGCUGGGAACAUGCACUUUUCCAUUCCUGAAACCGAGUCCCGCAGCGGGGACAGCGGCGGCUCCGCCUACGUGGCCUAUAACAUUCACGUGAAUGGAGUCCUGCACUGUCGGGUGCGCUACAGCCAGCUCCUGGGGCUGCACGAGCAGCUUCGGAAGGAGUAUGGGGCCAAUGUGCUUCCUGCAUUCCCCCCAAAGAAGCUUUUCUCUCUGACACCUGCUGAGGUAGAACAGAGGAGAGAGCAGUUAGAGAAGUACAUGCAAGCUGUUCGACAGGACCCUUUGCUUGGGAGCAGUGAGACCUUCAAUAGUUUCUUACGUCGGGCACAACAGGAGACACAACAGGUCCCCACGGAGGAGGUCUCCUUGGAAGUGCUGCUCAGCAACGGGCAGAAGGUUCUGGUCAACGUGCUAACUUCCGAUCAGACCGAGGAUGUCCUAGAGGCUGUGGCUGCAAAGCUAGAUCUUCCAGAUGACUUGAUUGGAUACUUUAGUCUCUUCCUAGUUCGAGAAAAAGAGGAUGGAGCCAUUUCCUUUGUACGGAAGUUACAAGAGUUCGAGCUGCCUUACGUGUCUGUUACCAGUCUUCGGAGUCAAGAGUAUAAGAUUGUGCUAAGGAAGAGUUAUUGGGACUCUGCCUAUGACGACGAUGUCAUGGAGAACCGGGUUGGCCUGAACCUGCUUUAUGCUCAGACAGUGUCAGAUAUUGAACGUGGGUGGAUCCUGGUCACCAAGGAGCAGCACCGCCAGCUCAAGUCUCUGCAAGAGAAGGUCUCCAAGAAGGAGUUCCUACGGCUGGCCCAGACCCUCAGGCACUACGGCUAUCUGCGCUUCGACGCCUGUGUGGCUGACUUCCCCGAGAAGGACUGCCCCGUGGUGGUGAGCGCAGGCAACAGUGAGCUCAGCCUCCAGCUCCGCCUGCCUGGCCAGCAACUCCGAGAAGGCUCCUUCCGGGUCACCCGCAUGCGGUGCUGGCGGGUCACCUCCUCUGUGCCACUGCCCAGUGGAGGCACGAGCAGCCCUGGCCGGGGCCGGGGUGAGGUACGCCUGGAACUGGCUUUCGAAUACCUCAUGAGCAAGGAUCGGCUACAGUGGGUCACCAUCACCAGCCCCCAGGCCAUCAUGAUGAGCAUCUGCUUACAGUCCAUGGUAGACGAGCUGAUGGUGAAGAAAUCCGGCGGCAGCAUCCGAAAGAUGCUCCGCCGGCGGGUGGGGGGCACACUGAGACGCUCAGACAGCCAGCAAGCAGUGAAGUCCCCGCCACUGCUGGAGUCCCCCGAUGCCAGCCGGGAGUCCAUGAUCAAACUCUCAAGCAAGCUGAGUGCCGUGAGCUUGCGGGGGAUUGGCAGUCCCAGCACAGACGCCAGUGCCGGUGAUGUCCACGGCAAUUUCGCCUUCGAGGGCAUUGGAGAUGAGGAUCUGUAAUCUCCACUGCUUCGAUGUCUGCCUCUCCCCCAGAGGAAUUUAGAGAAACUUGCCCUGUGCCUGUAUCCCCCAAGCUUGGGGGAAGGGGGUCCUUUUCCUUCCCCCUUCUCACUUUCCUUUUCUUUUGGCCAGGGGCCUCCUUACCCCCUGGGCUGGCUGCACAAAGGACUGCCCCCUCUUUACACAGCUGGCCCUCGAUGCCAAAUUAGCAUUUAGUAUUUUGCACAAAGUCCAAGAGACCAUGGCUGCCUGCCUUGGGGAGGAACCACAGCUCUCCCUGGGCUGCUUCUGGCUUCCCAGGGCCAUGGGCCAAGGGCAUGGGCAAAAGUCUGUGUAUGGUCUGGCCCAGUUCCCCGUCAUUAAACUCAGCCUGAUUGCUGCCUA